GUCCGGCACUUAUGCCAUUGUUCUCUUCGCACAGAGAAACCAUCAAGUCGUAUCUCAGAACAAUACUAGCCGGACCCGCGAAAAUGUUGCUCCUACUGCCAAAGCUGCUGUUCUGCCUACACUCGAUCAAACUUAUUUCGGCUGUGACCUUCGAUUUCUCCCUAAUCUACUUCGUACCGAACAACACCAGACAACACCAGUUUCCUGCUAGAAGAGAAAUCUCCGAAGGACUUCGUAACGCCACCACAAUCGUCCUCAAUCAGCAGGUCCCGAUGAUCCUGCGAAGUUUCGAUGUGAGUUUCGCAAGAAACUUAGAGAGUUUGUCGCUGCACGAUUGCGGAAUCAACGAAAUCGAAUCCGGAAGUUUCAAGAACCUCUCGUCCCUCAAACACCUAAACAUCACGAAGAACAACAUCAAGAUAAUAAAGGACGAUAUUUUCAAUCACAUGGGUGUGAAUGUGCUCAACCUCAGCUACAACAAACUGGCCACAAUUAGCCCUAGUGCCUUCGACAACAUGGCUAAUCUCACGGAUUUGAUCCUGGACUACAAUGAGUUGACGUCUUAUUCUAUUUGGUUCGAGAAUUGUCCGAAACUGAUCACUAUAUCGCUGCAGUUCAACUUCAUCCAGUAUCUUCCAGCUGGUAUUUACGCUAAUCUACUAGACCACAAGCUCAAAGCUUACUUCAGCUACAAUAAGAUCAAUAAGAUUCAUGAAGAUUUAUUCGAUGUGGAGGAAUUCACAGAUCUGUACCUUGAUCAUAAUGAGUUGGAGGAAUUUGAUUUCACUCUUUGCAAGAUCGAUACAUUGAGUUUGCAGACUAAUCAGAUAGAGUGCCUCUCGGAGGAGUUCAUCAAGAAUGAGGUUGGGAAGGUAACAAGGUUCUUCUUAGGAGACAAUCCGAUCAACUGUAGUUGCUAUGAUCAACUGUCGACCAUUCAGAAUAUGUUGGUUUCAUUCAGUGAAUGCUGAAAGCAACA
This is a messenger RNA of Phaedon cochleariae (mustard beetle), 979 nucleotides long. The record is from the annotation of a GenBank genome assembly. NCBI's taxonomy places the organism in Eukaryota, Metazoa, Arthropoda, Insecta, Coleoptera, Chrysomelidae.